Messenger RNA from Punica granatum (pomegranate), 723 nucleotides. The record is from RefSeq and is a predicted model, not a curated record. NCBI's taxonomy places the organism in Eukaryota, Viridiplantae, Streptophyta, Magnoliopsida, Myrtales, Lythraceae.
CUUUCGAAUCUAGGGUAUAUAAGGCCCCAAAUCCGUCUCCCUCUCUUCUUCAAUCCUCUUCUCCUCUCCUCUCAGAGCUGAGCACAGCUCCCGCGAUUCGGAACCUCACUCGGAACUCGAACCCCACUCGACGUCGCUCAUCAUCCAAGGAGCGAGAAUGGCGACGUUCGAACUGUACAGGAGAUCGACGAUCGGGAUGUGCCUGACGGAGACAUUGGACGAGAUGGUUCAGAACGGAACUCUUACCCCUGAGCUCGCCAUUCAAGUCCUCGUCCAGUUCGAUAAGUCCAUGACUGACGCUCUGGAAUCUCAAGUGAAAAGCAAGGUUUCCAUCAAGGGACACCUGCACACGUACAGGUUCUGCGACAAUGUGUGGACCUUCAUCUUACAGGAUGCGAUGUUCAAGUAUGAUGAUGGACAGGAGAAUGUGGGCCGUGUUAAGAUUGUUGCCUGCGAUUCGAAGCUACUCACUCAGUGAGAAGGCUGCAGUUUAGUGGCAUAUUAUCUGCUCGAAUGGUAUGAACGUCCAUCCCUAGCCGACCACAGGAUUGGUCAUCUUGUUGAACAUAAGAUGUAAAGGCAUCAAACCUUAGCCUUGUACUUUUUCAAAUGAUAGUUAAUGUAUGUAUCUCUCCGGUUGUCUUGACGAUUACAUCCUAUCAUGAAAUUCAUACAGUGCGGUCCAGUAUAAUGCUAGCCUUCAAUGUUGCAUUUGUUAAUAGA